AUGAACGCCUCAUUGGAGUCACAAACUUUGAGAUUGACCUCGAAACUGGCCGAACCAGAACGACCUGAGCUUUUCCGGAUUGAUGUCAUUGGCAAGUGGCUCUGCACUACAACAUUAGAGUUACUUCACUUAACCUUUGCCCUCGUAUUGGGUAGGAACAUACUAACCUUCUCUGAGGCCUUGCAUAAAUGUGCGGUGGUGGCUUUUUCGUCCAUCAACAAUGUGGUCAUAUACCAGAACUACCUGGCCAUGGCGAGCAUAAGGGGCCGAUAUAUGCUGCAGAACAAGGAGCUGAAGGCUGUGAUUGCCGAAGUUCACUCCCUCAUCCCGAGACGGCGCGGAGUGUUUGUGACCAAGUGCUGCUACUUGGCAGACCGGAUCGACGAGAUCGCCCGCACCCAAUCACACAUGCAGGACCUCACGAGCCGCAUCUCCAAGAUCUUCAGAAUUCAGACCUUUUGCGUGUCGUUUACCACCUAUUUGAACCUCAUCGCAGGUCUAUACAUAAUAUUCUGCCUUUUCAAGGACAUUAGCAUCACCAAUGACACUCCCCCAAUCGUCGUGGCUAUAUCAGUACCUUGCACUAUUCUGUUCUACGUGGACAUAAAGCUGAACACCAACAACGUUUUCCGGCUUUUGGAUGCCCAUAAGGAAACGGAAGAGUUGCUGCAGCAAAGGACACUAUUCCAAUACGGCUUGGACCAGAGACUGGAAUCGACUGUGAUUCAUUCUUUUCAUUUUGAGAGCUUCCAGCUCAACUUGGCCCGCAAUCCCUUUAAGCUUAGGUACUUUGGGGGCCGGGAAUGGAAUCGCUUCGCCUUGUUUUCCAUCUACAACUCUCUGAUAAGCAAAGCAAUACUCUUAAUUCAGUAUGAUAUUCAAAACUACUAA
Messenger RNA from Drosophila ananassae, 891 nucleotides. RefSeq names its product putative gustatory receptor 59d. Gene Ontology annotation, cellular component: membrane. Bases 1 to 891 code for a protein of 296 amino acids. The record is from RefSeq and is a predicted model, not a curated record. The transcript has 2 exons. Lineage: Eukaryota; Metazoa; Arthropoda; Insecta; Diptera; Drosophilidae. Gene Ontology annotation, biological process: sensory perception of taste.